Messenger RNA from Drosophila subobscura, 1334 nucleotides. It is a transcript of the gene eIF3j, whose product is annotated as eukaryotic translation initiation factor 3 subunit J. The record is from RefSeq and is a predicted model, not a curated record. NCBI's taxonomy places the organism in Eukaryota, Metazoa, Arthropoda, Insecta, Diptera, Drosophilidae. The coding region runs from base 146 to 868 and encodes 240 amino acids. Gene Ontology annotation, cellular component: cytoplasm; eukaryotic translation initiation factor 3 complex. Gene Ontology annotation, molecular function: translation initiation factor activity. The transcript is spliced from 6 exons.
ACACUUGCUGAUAUCUGUCCAAUUUUUUGGAUUUAGAAAAUUCCCGAAAUUAUAAGCGCUGCUGGAACGGUGUGAUAUUUUGUGUGGACGCAAAUUGUACGAACAGGCAACGGGGCAAAUCCACUUGGACACACAGUAAACAGCGAUGGCCGACGACUGGGAAUCCGCAGCGGACAGUGAAGUCAUACUUCAAAAUGCAGCCAGCACCGUAAACAAGUGGGAGGGAGAGGACGACGACGACGAUGUGAAGGAGAGCUGGGAGGAUGAGGAGGAGAAGAAGGACGAGGAGAACGAGAAGCCCACAAAAACAGAUGUGCCAGUCAAAACCAAGCCAAGCAAAGCGCUCAAAGCCAAAUUAGAAGAACAAGCGCGACUUGAAGAGGAGGAGGAAGCGAAACGGCUGGCCAGCCUCACACCUGAGGAGAAAUUGGCCGAGAAGCUGCGGCUGCAAAAGAUCCAGGAGGACUCGGAUCUGAACCACGCCCUCGACACAUUCGGAGUGACGCGGGCCGAAACGAACGGCAACGGCCUCGACGCCUUCAACCCGGAAACCAAGGAGCAGUUCAAAGAGUUCGGCUCAGCGCUCAGCUGGAAGGUGGGCCAGUAUCGCGAAUCUGCCGAUUUCCCCCAGUUCGUCGAGGAUUUGGUGCGCGGUCUAUGCAUACACUUGAGCGCCGCUGACAUUAAGAAGGUCAAGAUGAGCGUGGAAAUUUUGCACUCGGAAAAACUCAAAAUGGAGAAGGCCAGUGCCAAGAAAGCUGCUGGCAAGAACAAGGGAAAGGCUACGCUUCGCGCAGAGAGCGAUGAUAUUGAUGACUACAAGAAGUAUGGCAAUGAUUUCUCCGAAGAUUACGAUGACUUUAUGUGAAUAAGCGAUAACCGAGUAUAUAUAGAGUUACCCCCUCCUUCAUAUAUCUAAUUAUUGAAUACAUAGUUGCUUGUUGAAGAGUUCUUCGUGUUAAAGAAAGUGCGCAGGAAUUAAAACACUUUGUUGGUUAUGAAAGUAUAAAACAAAAACUAAAUGAAUAUAUAUAUAUAUAUCUAUCUACCUGUACAUAUAUAUAUUUGUAUGACCCUACCAAACAUAUAGAGCAUCGGUAGACACAUAGAGAGAGACAUACAUAUACAUAUAUAUACUAGCAUACGGUCAAGUCAAGUAAAGCAAUCAGAUCAGGAAACCCUCAGCCUCGAAACCUCUUUCGAACAUGCUAAAUCAACAGAUUAUUUAGGAACAAACAAAUUACAACAUUUACCCUUGGCAACUACCAACUAGGAAUGGCUUCUUGUAAAAUUCACCUUUGUAUAAAUAAAACUUCAUUGCGAUAUUAAACUGA